AUGUCAAAAAACACUUCAAAGAAACCCGUCAUCGCCGUUGUAGGCGCAGGGCCUGGCAUCGGCGAAGCUGUCGCGCGCCGCUUCACCGCCGAGGGCUUCGUGGUCGCGCUCCUGGCCCGGACCGAAGACAAGCUGCAGAAGAUGGCAGAAGGCAUAGAUGCCGACUACGGCCGAAACACCGCUCACUACUACAUUACCGACCUACGUGAAGAGCAGUCCGUCAUCUCCAGCUUCGGCCGCCUCCGCAGCGAUCUCGGUCCGGUCAGCGUGCUGGUGUAUAACGCGGGCGCGCGGCGCGUGAACGGCCGGUCGCUGCUGGACACCACGACCGAGGAGUUCGAGGGUUUCACCAAGAUCAACCUGUUCGGCGCCUUCUGGGCGACGAAAUGCGUGUUGCCGGACAUGCUGGCCGCGGGCCACGGAACCGUCAUCUACACGGGCGCGACGGGCUCGCUGCGUGGCAACCCAGGGCUCAGCAGCUUCUCGCCGGGCAAGUUCGGUCUGCGCUCUCUGUCCCAGAUCGUGGCGCGCGAGUACCAGGAAAAGGGCAUCCACGCCGCCCACAUCAUCGUAGAUACCCCCGUCGACGGCAAGCUGAUUGGAGAGUGGUCGCGCCGGCAGUGGCAGCGCCAGGGGCAAGGCGACAAGCUGGACGACAUCGACGCACAUCUCGCCCGCCCGGCAGAUCUCGCUCAGAUCUACUGGUUUCUACACACACAGCCCAAGAGUGCUUGGACUCAAGAGUUGGACGUCCGGCCCCAGAAGGUCAGCAUGUUCUCGAAGCUGUAA
Molecule: messenger RNA, 789 nt
Organism: Capronia epimyces CBS 606.96
Lineage: Eukaryota; Fungi; Ascomycota; Eurotiomycetes; Chaetothyriales; Herpotrichiellaceae
Exons: 1
Coding region: 1-789 (262 amino acids)
Source: RefSeq, a predicted model, not a curated record